Messenger RNA from Paramecium sonneborni, 1673 nucleotides. Lineage: Eukaryota; Ciliophora; Oligohymenophorea; Peniculida; Parameciidae. The record is from the annotation of a GenBank genome assembly.
AUGGAGAGAAAAAAUAAGGCUUAUGGAAAAUAAUUUAUGACAAUAUAAAACUUUAAUUUUAACAUCAAUCAGUAGUGGAGGAGUCUUAUAUAAUUAGAAUGGAAGAAACGAGGGGUUUUGGAGAAAAUUAUAUAAAUUAAUAGGACCGUAUAAUAAUUUUAAUAAAAAUAAAGUCAAAUUUUUGUAGUUCUUGAAGAAUAAUAUAAUGAUGGCAAAAAAUAAGAUUAAUGGAAUUAUGUAUGGAUUGAACCUUUGAAUAGAAAUAAUUAUGUAUGAUAUUUAGAAAUGUUUUAGAGGUGGUAGGAAUUAUAACAUUGAAGAGUAAAAAUAAGGUUAAUGGAAGACUUUAAACAAAAAAUUUACAGAGUAUAUAUAACUUUAAGGUUUAGAGAUUUCUAACUUAUUUAUACUGGACUUUAUUGUAGUGGUAUUAAACAAGGUUAGUGGGAUAUUUAUUUUAGAAGAAAUCAAAAAGCAAGCUUAAAAAGACUGUUUAAAAUUAUAUAUUUAAAUUUUUAGUGGAGGAGGGCUUUAUGAAAAUGGAGCGAAAAUUUAAAAAUGGUCAAAUAAUUUUUCAGAGUUUACCUAAAUAAUAUUUAAAAAAUUGUAAAAUUUUAGUUUGUGGAAGUUAUAAUUGGGGUAUAAAAUAAAGAGAAUGGUUAUACGAAUAGAUUAAGAAUCAUUUUAAGGAUAAAAUAAAUAUUGUAAUUUAUCUUAAUAAUUUAUAAGACCAGGAGGAAACUAAAAUAAUUAUGGUUAGAAAGUGGAAAAUUGGAUAGAAUUACAUGAAGAUUAUCACGAGCAAGUGUUAAAUUUUUAGAAUUUGAAAUUGAUUAAGAAAUGGAUAACAAAAUAUAGAUAUAUUGAAAAUGAUUAAUUUGAGAUAUUGUAAUUAUUAAUACUUAUUAAUAAUUUAGAGGAUGAGGUGAAUAUGAUUUAAAUGGAUUAAAAUAAGGUUAGUGGUAUGAUUUAAUUAAGCAUUUUUUUUUUUCUUAAUGGAAAUUAUUCUGUAAAUAGAUUAUAAGGUUAAUUUAAAAUGCAAUAUUGGGGUACAUUGGAAUCUAAUUCAGAGUUUGAGAAUUAAUGUAAUUAUAACAAAAAAAAAAUCUAGAGGACAAGGAUUUAUAUAAAAAGGGAAGAAAGAGGGAUAUUUCAUAGAAGUAGGGAAUAAUUUUAGUGAGUAUUACAAUAUUCAAUUUAAGGAUCUGUUAAAUUUGAUUUAAAGGUAAUUAUGAGGAAGAUUUAAAAGAAGGAAAAUGAGAAAUAUUAUUUCGAAAUUCAAAAAUUAAAGUUUCUUUUAAAUGUAUUAUAUAAUACUUUAAAUUUAUAGGAGGAGGUAUUUUUUAAAAAAGGGACAAAAAUAAAUUAAUGGAUAGAUGUAAUUAAUUAAUGUACAUCAAGAGAGAGAUCGAGAGAAUAAUAAUAAUGUAUUUUAAGAGUUUAUAAUUAAAAGAGAGCAAAAUUAAUACAAUUAGUAAGGAAAAAGGCAUGAUUUCUGGUGUGAAUUUGUAAUAAAGGAUUUAAGUAAGUUUAAUUUACUUACUUACUUUUAGAAAUUUGAUAAUGAAUAUAAGAGGAAUCAUGAAGAUGAUAAAAAGGUCACAAAUUGGGUUUCCUUAUAUCACAAUACACAAUAACCAAACUUUAUGAAAAGAAGUGUAAUUAAAAAAUGA